GAGGACUUACAGAGCAAACCGUUUUGUGAGUCUACUGCAAAAGAAAAACAAGUUCCACUUAACAGGUCCACUUCAUUACAGCCAAAGUGAUACUAAGGAGAGACAGGCAUGAGUUUAAACAAUGUUCCCUCCAAGAAGGAGAUGAUGGGGUGGAAUCCACAGAGUCUAGCUGACUACAUGAGGAGGCUAAAUCUAACAGGCUGUGACAAAGCAGUGGUGAAGGGCGGCAUUAGUGGAGCACAGUUCAUGAAAAUGACUGAGCUUGACCUCCAAGUGUUCCCCGGCCUUUAUGUCCCAGUAAUUUCUAAAAUCCAAAGUGAAAUCCGCAAGGGAAACCAGAAGAAGGCCGUUGGACAAAAAUCAAAGGCACAAAAGUUUCCACAACAAGCAUUUGUACAGGAGAAGGAGGUUUGGGACUCGGAUGAGUUUGAAAAUGAAAGUGAUUAUGACGAAGAGGCUCAACAUCAGGCGAGAGGGGAAGAUGGCUACAUCUGUGCCCUGACUGAGCCUCAAGACAACGAGGAGGCCAGUUCAGAUGAGUAUGAGGUGGUUGAAGUCACAACAAAACCCCCUCUACAGCCAAGACCGGCUAAACUUCAGGACAGUAAAGACAGAGACCCGGUCCCGUUGCCUGCUGAAAGGACCAUAAGACCUCCAAUUUCUUGUCCACCAAAAGUUAAUAAUGUCCCUCAGAGACCCCUGAAAGCAUCAGCAGGCCAACCCAUUCUGCCUAUUGACAGGAGUAAGAAGCCUGGAAAAUCUUGCCCAUCAAAGAACGAACCUAAAAUAUCAAAGGGCAGCACUGCCGAGGCUUCAAGCCCAUCCAGCAGCAAGGUUCCUAAACCGAGACCUCCAAAGCUCACAGAUCUGUAUAGCAGAACAAGUACACCGAUCCCACCCCCUCCAUUGCCACCACAGCCAACCCCAGUUAACAUUUCAAUAUCAGAUUCAGAACAAAAACAAUGCAUCCAGGAGCUGGAUCCCAGCUGGUAUGGAGGACAGUGGACCAGACAUCAAGCUGAAGUUGCUCUCAGAGAGGUGAACAAGGAUGGGGCAUUUAUAGUGAGGGACAGCUCAAAAAGUUCUGAAGAUCAUCCCUACACCCUAAUGCUGCUGAAACAAGAAAAGGUUUUCAACAUUAAGAUCCGUAACCAAGGCAACUCCUACUCCCUGGGCACUAGACUUAACAACAAGAGUUUCCCUGGGGUGAAGGAAAUGAUUACCCAUCACACACACAACCCGCUGCUGCUCAUUGAUGCAGCCGACCAGAGCUCUGAAGCACAGAGUCUGUGCUGUCUGCUUCACCCUGCGGGACUAUGACCAGUACCAGCAUCGGGAUUAAUGUGGGUGUUUCUCUAUGCUAAUUUGCGUGCAUGUAUACUUGAGGCUUGCUAAGAAUAAUUUCAUAAAAACCUCUGAACAUAUGUCACAAUUAAAGAGGUCCCUGUUUUGUUAUUCCUUUUCAUAGUGACUAUAAUUAUACUUUCAGUACAAAGAAUAAUAGAAGAAGAUUGUUUUGAAAGUGCAAAUUGUUUUUGUAUAUUCUAUUAAAGUAUGUUUUUGCAGACA
This is a messenger RNA of Labrus mixtus (cuckoo wrasse), 1569 nucleotides long. RefSeq names its product lymphocyte cytosolic protein 2b (gene lcp2b). NCBI's taxonomy places the organism in Eukaryota, Metazoa, Chordata, Actinopteri, Labriformes, Labridae. Bases 109 to 1320 code for a protein of 403 amino acids. Gene Ontology annotation, biological process: intracellular signal transduction; cell surface receptor protein tyrosine kinase signaling pathway. The record is from RefSeq and is a predicted model, not a curated record. The transcript is spliced from 14 exons.